Messenger RNA from Acaromyces ingoldii, 1190 nucleotides. RefSeq lists its product as hypothetical. The transcript has a single exon. NCBI's taxonomy places the organism in Eukaryota, Fungi, Basidiomycota, Exobasidiomycetes, Exobasidiales, Cryptobasidiaceae. The record is from RefSeq and is a predicted model, not a curated record. Bases 304 to 1023 code for a protein of 239 amino acids.
CGUUGGAUCGGAGGCCGGCGUCACUCAACCGAGGCGUCAAGGCAGGGGAAGCGCUCGACGGGGUCGGCACUGGGCUGCGGGGAUGCGAAUUGGGGAUGUGCAGAGCCAAGUGCCUUGGCCGAUGUGAGCCCCCAGCAUCAUCGGCGCCGGCGCUUGUCAUGUCUCUUCUUCUGAAGAGGAGAAUGUGGAGAGAACCGUCGGCCCAUCUCCAAAUUUGUCUUUUUAGUUUUUUGAAAACCCCUCUCUUCCUCACCACGACUCAGGGCGAAGGAGGACAGGCACAUCGUGUUCGCUUGAGAAGCCAUGCCAUCGCCAGCUGCCCUCGUCUCUGGUUACGACUCGGACUCGGACCACAGCGAGAAUGAUGCUGGGCCUUCGUCGUCGAGCAUCGCUGCGCCGCGCUCCUCGGGGCCAGCCACGUCUUCGUCGGGCACUUUUGGUCUCAAGCUGCCCCCUCCAUCCAACACCAACACAGCCAGGCCUGCUGCGAAACGAAAGGCGGACCAGAGAUUGCAGAUCAAGAUUGAUGCAUUGGACGAGGAAAAAGGAAGGGAAGCAACGCCGCAAGUGAAACGGCCGACCAUGGACAAGGCCUCGUCGUCGAGCUCCCACGGCCUCUUUGGCCUGCUGCCCGCGCCGUCGCAAAAGCCCGCGAAACCAGACGUGAAGGCCAAAGCGGCGGCUGAAUCAGCAGCCGCAGACAUCGCUGACGGAGUGGGUGCGCAAGAAGAUGAGCAACCAAAUAAGAAAGCAAAGGGCAACAACGACUUCAGAGCGAUGCUCGGUCUCGCCCCUAGUGCUGCGACCAAAGCAAAAAGACCAUCACCAGCACCUUCACCAUCACCAACUUCGAGCAAGGACAAGCUCCCAGCGCCUUCGUUGAAGUCAUCACAAGGGAAGGGGACCGCCAGCGAGUCUGCUCAGGAAGCUGUCAGGGACCGGCAAGGGUCGGGCGAGACCACAGACUUCUUUUCCUUUGGUAUGUAUCUGACCAAAUCGCGCAUGGUCGAGUCCGGCUGUUGAUCGCUUCAAACCUCACUAAUUUCCAGCCAAAGAGCCAGGGGCAAGUCGGAAGAAGGCUUCUACGUCAAGCUUUACCGUCUCGGCCGCUCCUCAGCUGCAAGAAAAGAUAGCUGAGCCCGUGGAAACCGAUGAGGGAGACGAGGAUCGCUACAGAGGAUGGCAGCAAG